AUGCCACCAAAGCGUUCCUACCCCGGUGUCUCGGCUUCUAAAGCUCAAAAGCGGAGUCGUGGAAAUGGAACAAGCCUGCUACGAGGCAGGCGGGAACCGCCAGCUUCUUCACCGAAUCCAGGUGCGCGCCAUUGCUAUCCCGAAGCGGACGCUUCAACGCCAUCUUCGGAGACGGCAGAGACGGCGCCGAUAUCUCUGUCCACCGACGAAGAACCACAACUCAUGUCUUUGAACAUCAGCGAUGAUUCGGUCCCUUACCUGUCGUCCAGCGGUGAAGAUGACAUGGAAACCGUGCGAUGCUCGACGCCCUUCGAGGGCAACUCGAGUGUGGAAGCCACGGCGGGGUCCGUCAACUCUGACUCACCUCCUCAGGUAUUGUCACUUAGCAGUGAUGAAGAUGGCAUCGAGACCGUGCGAUGCUCGACACCCUUCUACGGCAGCUCCACCGUGUCAGCCACAGCGGGCUCCCUGAUGUCCGACUCUCCUCCUAGUGUAUCCGUGGCACCACAUUACGGUUCUCCAGGAUAUGGGCCAUUAAAUUCCACCAUGGUCGAAGGCGGGGUGCCCAUAAACAUGAUGUCCUCCCCCAGCACUUCCGUAACGCCCGUGCCACUCGUCCCUCCUCCCAGAGACCUGACGAAUGAACCGUGCACUUCUGCAAGGGCAAGCCCACUCUCAGCUCCUGGCCAAAGCGAAGACGAACCGUCGUCGACGAUGACUCGGGCGAUUCCACCAUGUCCUUUAGGAUUGCACCGGCAGGCGCAGCUGCGGCAAAUGAGGCGCUACAACGUGCAUUUCAGCGGGUUCCUGCCACGGCACAAGCAGUAA
Dermacentor silvarum is the source of this 828-nucleotide messenger RNA. RefSeq names its product mucin-1-like. The record is from RefSeq and is a predicted model, not a curated record. The coding region runs from base 1 to 828 and encodes 275 amino acids. The transcript has a single exon. Lineage: Eukaryota; Metazoa; Arthropoda; Arachnida; Ixodida; Ixodidae.